Messenger RNA from Aaosphaeria arxii CBS 175.79, 1156 nucleotides. RefSeq lists its product as uncharacterized. Lineage: Eukaryota; Fungi; Ascomycota; Dothideomycetes; Pleosporales. The transcript has a single exon. The coding region runs from base 217 to 933 and encodes 238 amino acids. The record is from RefSeq and is a predicted model, not a curated record.
CUUAUUUGAGAUUCCUUUUGUUCCAACGUAAUGAUGAUAGAGUAUAAGCCGUGACCAUGAGAGCAUAUGGUACGCCACCGCUUCCUUGGCGCCGGGUAAUCUGACAAAGAUAGAUCUACGAUCGAUCAAUGUUUAAUGAUGGGCCUGACUGACUUUUGUCGUCUCUUAAACUCACUUCAUUCCUGACAUCUCUCUCUCAAGACAAAUUUCACGACAAUGAAGAAGGUGCUCGGAUACUUCCAACCGCCACCACCGCCGCCGCCUAGCGCUGGAAGUGCUCGACUAACCAGCACCGUCUCCGAUGUCUACGAAUGUGGCCCUAAUGUCAUAUACGACAGCAGAAAAGACACCACCCGUCGCAUCAACUUCGGCAACCUCGUCAGUGUAUUUGGCUACCCAUCCCGUGGCGGCGUCGUCAUACUAGAGGAUACGUCGCCCGCGGACUUUGACUUCCUGGAUCUGAACCGGGCAGAUCCUCCCAUGACCAGGCAUGAGGAUCCCGCCGACGAAGAUGCAUUCUGCCAGCGGCUGCUACUGCUCGGCGCAAAGUGGUGGGACUCGCUGGCACGCUACCACCUGCUGAACGGCGAGGACGUGGACGUCCACGAGCUGGACGAGAGCGACGAGCCAGAGCCGACGCAGCGAGAGCGGCACUGGGUCAGCGUGGCGUGGCCGAGCGGCGGGGGAGGCCUCGUGGUCGCCGAGUUCGACACAAACAUGUGGAAUCCGCCGAUCGAGAAAGAGCUUGUUCCGAUGGAUGUUGCGAGGUUGCGGCUGUGCACGAGCAUGGAUGAGAAGGCGCGGAUGCUAAGAGACAGAUUUGGAGGGAGGGAUUGGGGAAGGGUGGAAGAUUAUCGCGGGAAUGCGUUUAUGGGAUGUUGGGCUGAGAAGGAGUCUGGGGAAGUGGGUGAGUUGCAGAAGACGUGGUCGUAGAUUUGGAAUCUUGGUUGGCCCGAUUCAGAGGAGGCAUGUUGUUGCGCAAGGGUCUAAUUGGAGUGAGAUGGAGGUGUUGGCCAUGAGUGAACCCUGUUCACGAUCAUGCUUUUCGUACAAUAUAAUAAUUCCCCGCAAGCAAGCUGUCCAACUUUUUUAAGACAAUGCAACUAUCUAUUGUCUACCAACAUGGUGGAUUGGAUACCCAGAAUGUACUCGGCCC